AUGAGUACUAAAGAAUCCCAAGUUACAUUUACAUUUACAAACGAUAUAAUUAAGGAAGCCUUAAAAUCUCAAUUUUCAAACCCCAAAAACAAAAUAACUGAGGAAACUGUAGAAUUAAUUUGUGAUAUUAGUAAAGCCCUAGUUACUGAAGCAGCUUUACGAUCAGCUAAACAAGCUUCAAUGGAAAAUAAAAACUUGGUUAAUUUAGAACAUGUGGAAUCAAUAUUAUCACAGUUGAUGAUGGACAUGGUAUAG
Messenger RNA from Brassicogethes aeneus, 255 nucleotides. Lineage: Eukaryota; Metazoa; Arthropoda; Insecta; Coleoptera; Nitidulidae. The record is from the annotation of a GenBank genome assembly.